AUGUCCAUCCAGGAGCAAGCCGCUUCCUACGCCGCCCUGAUCCUCGCCGACGAUGGCGUCGAGAUCACCGCCGACAAGCUCCAGACCUUGAUCACUGCCGCCAAGGUUCCUGAGGUCGAGCCCAUCUGGACCUCCCUGUUCGCCAAGGCGCUCGAGGGCAAGGACGUCAAGGAGCUUCUCCUGAACGUCGGCUCCGGUUCCGGUGCUGCCGCCCCCGCUGGCGGUGCUGCUGCCGCCGGUGGUGCUGCCGAGGCCGCCCCCGCCGCGGAGGAGAAGAAGGAGGAGGAGAAGGAGGAGUCCGACGAGGACAUGGGCUUCGGUCUCUUCGACUAA
Aplosporella prunicola CBS 121167 is the source of this 333-nucleotide messenger RNA. RefSeq lists its product as uncharacterized. Gene Ontology annotation, molecular function: structural constituent of ribosome; protein kinase activator activity; ribonucleoprotein complex binding. The record is from RefSeq and is a predicted model, not a curated record. Gene Ontology annotation, cellular component: ribosome; cytosolic large ribosomal subunit. Gene Ontology annotation, biological process: translational elongation; cytoplasmic translation. The transcript has 4 exons. Lineage: Eukaryota; Fungi; Ascomycota; Dothideomycetes; Botryosphaeriales; Aplosporellaceae. The coding region runs from base 1 to 333 and encodes 110 amino acids.